Patella vulgata (common limpet) is the source of this 1974-nucleotide messenger RNA. Its product is annotated as mesenchyme-specific cell surface glycoprotein. The transcript has 10 exons. Bases 138 to 1916 code for a protein of 592 amino acids. NCBI's taxonomy places the organism in Eukaryota, Metazoa, Mollusca, Gastropoda, Patellidae. The record is from RefSeq and is a predicted model, not a curated record. Gene Ontology annotation, molecular function: protein binding.
CCCUAUCUUUGAAAAACAUGAAGCGUAUAAUUUAUAUAUUCUUAGAUUAGAUACGUCGUGCCUUGCAAGACUAUAAAAGUAGUAACAUUAAAGCAGAUAAGCUAAGAGUGAAAAACCCCUUCAACAGAUAAGGCGGAAUGGCGAUGUGGGCUGUCCUCUCUUUGUGUCUUAUGUCAACAUGUAUGGCUGAUAUUGUGCUUGAAGAAAGAGGUUAUUUAAAACUACCAGACCGAAACAAUAACUUUGCAGUUAACAGUGGUGCUGCUAAAGAGAGUGCUUAUGACCGAAUGGAUAGAUUUUUGUAUGUUGUAGGUACAGAAUCAGCCGUUCUUCAUGUUGUUGACGUCUUUGAUGUGGACAACCCAAGCGUCGUCCAAACCUUUAACUUCGAUGUGGCUCUCGAAGGAUUCCCUCUGGACAUUCAGGUGUGUCGUGGUCUACCUAACCGAGCUUAUUUCGCCGUUUCUUUUGGAGUAAAUGAUCCGACUCGACAAGGUCACGUGAUAUUAUACAAUCCAUAUAGACGAGGUGACACGACUCUAAACCCAAUCAACCCAGUGGAUCCUCUACUAUCAGUUGGUUCCAAUCCGGAUAAUAUCAAAUUUACAUCAGAUUGCGCCAAAUUGGUUGUCUCUAACGAAGGUAUACCGGCUGUAAUCAAUAACGAAUUUAUUGAUCCCCCAGGUACCGUCAGCAUAAUCAGCAUCCCAGAAACAGGAAACCCUUCAAUUUCUACUGUUAAUUUCCAAUCAUAUGACGAUCCCGCUGAAACAAAUCGACUUCUUGCUCUUGGAGUAAGAUAUAUGGUCAGGGUUAAUCCAACUACCAACUCCCAGAAUCCGUUCUCAAAUAAUAUUGAACCAGAGUACAUAGCCAUUUCUCCCAAUAAUGGCUAUGCCUACAUCACACUUCAGGAAAACAAUGCCAUUGUUCGAAUUGAUCUGGAACAAAAUGCUCUUGUCAGUACCUAUCCUAUGGGUUACAAGGAGUAUCUGUAUUCAACUUUAGAUGCUAGCGACCAGGAUCAAUUUCCUGGAGUCCACAUGACUCGUAGAAAUGUUCGAGGAUUAUAUCAGCCCGAUAAAAUUACUUUUAUGGAAUGGGGUGGAACCUUAUAUCUAAUAACCGCUGAUGAAGGUAAACCUUACAAUGUACCAAGUUUAGGUAUUUCUGACAACGACAGAGCAAGAACUUUAGAAUCAGAUUUUAGUGUUGACAGUGAAUUGUUAGCUGAGCUGCUUGAUAACGCCCAGUUGGGCCGUGCCUAUAUCAGCACCAUGGACCGUAUGUCACUUACUGACCCAAUUAGGGAAGUGUACACCUUUGGUGGACGAGGUUUCUCCGUCUUUAAUGCCAACACACUGAUCCGAGAAUGGGAGAGUGGUGAUCUUAUUGAGAAAGUAAGCCGAUGGUUCUAUCCUGAUGUUUUCAACGGAGGAUAUACAGGUCCAAAUUUAACCCCAACUGGAGAAAGGGAUAGCAGAUCACCAUACAUGGGCCCUGAAUUAAAUUCUGUUGUAACUACUUCAUACCAAGGAAGACAGCUUAUGAUUUUUGGAAGUGGAACCAAUGGUCAAAUUUACGUCUUCCAGCUGCAGGCCUCCGUUACUCAAAGAGUAGAUCCAGAAUUCGAGAGUGUACAUAGACGAGGUGCAACAGAUGCAACCUGGGCCAAUUUAUAUUCCAGGGAAGAAAUGGGUGAUAUUGGAAUUUCCGAUUUAGUUGUAAUUGAAGAAGCCGACAGUCCAGUAGGAGGUUCUCCUAUCCUUAUCGCUUUGUCUGAACAAAGUGGUAGUGUUUCUAUCUACAGUUUCAAAGACGAGCAAUACCCCGCAGAUGGAUGUGUGGCUCCCACAUCACUUCAAUCAUUAGGAUCAGGAAUGAACCACCAUAACAGAACCAGACCAGCUUUAUAAACAAAUUGAACCCGACAUGAACUUUGUCCCCUCAAUAAAAUACUUAUUUUUAUAAGAA